AUGUCCGAGUCAACACCUCGUAAGCGGUCUCGUCUCGCCUGCACUUCGUGUCAGUCGCGAAAGCGCAAAUGCUCAGGAGGACAGCCCUGUAGUACGUGCGCCCAAAUUGGCGGAGAAUGCCAGUACAAUGCGCGCAAAAAACGUCUGUACCGAGCCAAUCGGUCACUCGAUGAGCGUCUAGAUGGCUGGCCCGUUGACCUCACCAAUCCCAGAGCUGUCAGCGAUGCAGCUCAGACUGCUGCUUUUCAUGAAUCCGACGUGACCAAUUCCAUGGCGAACUCUGGGGCUGCGUUCGUUCGCAAACUCGGGUUACGAAUUGACCCUGCGCGUGCACCGCGAUUGCACUUGUUCGCAUGGAAUGUGGGAAAGAGGCGCACAGCUUCAUCUAUGUCCUCUUCGCUCCCCUCAAUGAACGCCUCAGCGUCAGCGUCAGCACCAGCAACUAUCACUAAGAUCGUGUCACCGGAGGAGAUGCGGCGGCUAGCAACAAUCUACUUUGAGAAAGUCGACCCAUGCUAUGCCUUCUUGGAUCGCAAGAAAGUCUUCAUGGGAAUCACUAAGCGUUGGGAGUCUCCGCAAUCGUUGAUCGACACAGAAUAUCCAUACGAUGCCGUUCUAUGCGGUAUCGCCGCCUUCGGAUAUCUAUUCUCACGACGCGACAUCAUAUCCCAUGAGCUACAACUCAUUGAAACGGCACGCAGUAUCUUAGAUAGAAGUGUCCUUGCUGCAGAAACACCUUCAGUCGACACAGUGACCGGUUGGGUUCUACGCGCCUCCUAUCUCCGCAUGACAGCUUCCCCGCACGCAGCAUGGAUGGCCAGCUGCACCUUGAUGCAUCUCAUUGAAGCUGCAGGUCUACACCUGCAAACCCCAGACCCAGAAACAGCAGGUCUUCUCCCAGCAUCACCAGCCGAAACACAGACCAGCUCCGAUAGCACAGAAACACAAUCACCCAGCGACCCAGAGACUCGUCGUCGCCUCUUCGGCAUGGCUCGACAUCUCAAUACAUGGACCUCGUUCGAUCUAGGCCGCUCGCGGAUUAUUUUGCAAGGCGCAACAGCCAUUGCCCAACUUCAAACCUCAACUCAAACAUCAGCCCAUCUCCAUCUUCACACCCAAACCCAAGGACAAGGACCAGCAACAGUACCAGCAUCAGCAUCAGUACCAAUUCAAACAAACCGCACUCAGCCUCGCGCCGACCUUUUCCAGCUCCUCCCCCUAUCAGAAAGCCUAGACCCAACAAACACCCCAGAUCUCCUCACAGCCCUAAAACAAGUCCUCUCCCUCACAUACACAGAACCAAGCCUAAUACUAGUACAAAGCAACCUAAUGCUCUGCAUCUACCGCCGCAUACGCGCUCAAUCAACGUCCCCCUCCCCCUCUCCAUCCAACCCCCAAUCCCAAUCAAACACCCACGCAAACACCAAUUCCACAAUCCCCCCAAAUCUCCUCACAAGAAUCUUAAACCUAGCGUCUCGCUCCCUCCGCGCCGCACGCGAAAUGGUAGCCCAAACCUGUCCCUGGCAUCAAGUAGCCAACGUCCCCUUCCAAGUGGUAUGCUCGCUCCUGGCCAUUGAUAACCGCGCCUCACUGGCGUUACUGGGUGAUGCUAUGCGCACGCUGAGGGAGGUUAUGGGGGCGUAUGACACGGCUUCGAUGCGGGAGGCAUAUUCAACGGCUUAUUUGCUUGUUGCUUUGCAUCAGAGGCGGAAGGAAGAUGAUACUAGGGCUCUUGCGGAGGUCUUGAGGGUUAAUGCUCCUGCUGUUGGGUGGGUUGGGAUUGAUGAUGGGAUCGAGGAGGGUAUUGAGCAUGAGUAUGAGCAUGAGCAUGGGCAAGAGCAACAGCAAGAGCAAGAGAAUGAGGGUGGAGAUGGAGAUGAAUAUGAAAAUGGCAAUGGAAAUGAACAGCAGAGUCUACAGACUCAGGACUCAGACCAGAGCCGGAAUCAGGUGCUUGAUGGGUCUGUGGCGCCUGUUUCUGAUGCUGAGUUCUCGUGGUUAGGGGAUCUGAUGAUUGAUAUGCCCAGUUUGCAGAACUUUGAUCUGGAACAAUUUCUUUUGACGGAUGUGCCGUGGCCAAUACCCGAGAUGGGGAUUUGA
Penicillium nucicola is the source of this 2100-nucleotide messenger RNA. RefSeq names its product putative C6 transcription factor. Gene Ontology annotation, molecular function: DNA-binding transcription factor activity, RNA polymerase II-specific; zinc ion binding; DNA binding. The record is from RefSeq and is a predicted model, not a curated record. The coding region runs from base 1 to 2100 and encodes 699 amino acids. NCBI's taxonomy places the organism in Eukaryota, Fungi, Ascomycota, Eurotiomycetes, Eurotiales, Aspergillaceae. The transcript has a single exon. Gene Ontology annotation, biological process: response to xenobiotic stimulus; regulation of DNA-templated transcription; DNA-templated transcription.